Messenger RNA from Spodoptera frugiperda (fall armyworm), 6680 nucleotides. It is a transcript of the gene Gbs-70E, whose product is annotated as protein phosphatase 1 regulatory subunit 3C. NCBI's taxonomy places the organism in Eukaryota, Metazoa, Arthropoda, Insecta, Lepidoptera, Noctuidae. Gene Ontology annotation, biological process: regulation of glycogen biosynthetic process. The record is from RefSeq and is a predicted model, not a curated record. Gene Ontology annotation, molecular function: glycogen binding; protein phosphatase 1 binding. Bases 350 to 1204 code for a protein of 284 amino acids. Gene Ontology annotation, cellular component: protein phosphatase type 1 complex. The transcript has 3 exons.
CUACUAAAAUAGUAGUGCAGUGACAACGUCCGUGCGGGAGGGAUGUGUUACUUUGCACUUUAUUUUUAAGUUUAAAAUUGUAUCGCUAGCUAUAGAUAGAACAAUAGUAACUUUACUUUUAAUGUUUUCAGUUUUUCAUCAUUACUUUAGCUCUAUAAGUUUAAAUAAUCAUAGUUUUAUCGAAAUAAACUCAAGAUUAGUUACCCAAAAGAGUAAAUAAAAGUGAACAUUAUUUUAAGCCUUUCUAGAGAUAAGGUGAACCGGUUACCGUAAGAAAAAAGACUUCGCCAAGGAAUUCAAGACUUAGACAAGGACGGAAGAUUAUCGCCAAGCACUUUAUGGUUAAGAAAUGUGCGCGGCAAUCGACAUGUUGGCGUCGGAGUCCUUCUAUGGGCACAGUCCGCCAGCCGGCUUCCUAUCAGACUACAGCAUACAAGCCCCCAGAAGACCUACAAAGCUCACUUCAAGAGGAUUCUCAGCACCAUGUUUAACACCACUAAAACCAGUGCAUUUGACUUUAAAAUCAGCGCCGCGGUCGUGUAUACGAAUACCGAAUGAGAAAAAAAAGAAGAAAGUGGUUUUCGCGGAUGAUAGGGGAUUUGCGCUUGAGCAUGUCAAGUUUAUGACUGAACCGUCUCAUGUUCCACCUUACUGGGCGCUGAGGAUAGUGUCCAGUCCACCUUCGGAGAGGAAACCGCCUCCAAAACCUGCUGAUUUAUGGGAGACGCGAUUCGUGCAGCCUGCGUCAGAUUACUUGGAGUUCCGCAGACGAAUCACCCAGGAUUGUGUGUCUUUAGAGAAUGUGAUAAUCAAACAAGAUGAGUGCGCUAUAGAUGGUACAGUUAAAGUGAAAAAUCUGGACUUUGCUAAAGAAGUAUUCGUACGAACGUCUUCAGACGGUUGGCUAACAAGCGAAGACACAUUUUGCGCUUUUGUUGAAAGUGGGCCUUUGAAUCAGAAUGGAGUAUCAGCUUAUGACACCUUUGGGUUCAGACUGCAGCUCCCAAUCCACUCUAGAAGACUAGAUUUCUGCGUCUGCUUCAAAUGUAAGGGCCAAGAAUUUUGGGACAGCAAUGGAGGUGCGAAUUACACGAUAGAAAAAUCCUCGGUUCGGAGUCAACCGGCGAUUUCUUGUGCCCGUAUUAAAUACGGUAACUCUUGGACUACAAGAUCAAAUGGGGAUGGAAAUGUGCCGUAUUGGUGAUUAAUGAAAGACUCUAAAUGAAUUAGUGAUCGAAAGCCGUUCAGGCUGGUGAUUUGUGCCAUAAAAUGGUUCCUAGAGAAAUUUGAAAGGUCUGUAUAUUAUUUUUUUCUGUCUAAAGCAGAUUAUGGUGAUUAACGUUUGUGUGUUGAAAGGUGAUUAAGGAAUUAAUCAGCUUUUUCCGGCGAUUUUUUGAUAAGAAAUUGUUGUAAAGCGAUUGGUUAUUUCCUAACCUUUUGUGGAUACAAGACGAUGUUGCUUUCAAAGCAUUUCUGUGCUAAUUGAUUGAUUUGUUAAUCAAGUGGUGAUUUAGUAACGUGGUGAUUAAUUACCUCCCCUAAUUUAAGAGUGUAGUUAGAUGGUGAUUAAUGAUUUAUCAUUACAUACCUAUAUUUUUAUAAUUUUAAUGGUAUGUUAAAUGAAAUAAAUAGCGUAUUUUUAUAUCUACGCUCAUUUUCUGUCUCGAUAUUGUCUAUCUCUUUCGUUUUAAGGUGCUCAGAAAGAGAAGGAAAGUAAUUUAGGUAGCUGAGAUAGAGUUUUAAACGAUUACAAGUUAAAUGACCUUUUGCAGUCACUAAAAUGUUUAUUAGUGGAACUUACCUCAUUUAAAUAAUGAAAUGUCAUAACUACAUAAUAGACAUUCAUAUUAUUUUCAUCGUUAUUUCCAUAGAAACAAGGAAUAGAAUUGCUUGUGUUGAUUACAUGUUAAAUUUAAACAGCUGGAUUUUCCAUACAGAUAAAAAUUAUUGGCAAUACAUAGUAUAUUUAAUUUUGUAUGUUAUUAUUAUAGUCGGUCAAGAGUCAGUAAGACUUAAUAAGGUUAUUAAUUUUAAGGAAAAAUGACCUAUAAAUUUCAAUCAACCUCGUUGACUAAUAUUGUAUAGUCACACACCUAACUUGAGUGAAAUUAUUAUUAAAUACUAGCAAACCCGGCGAACUCCGUUUCGCCACCAAUGAUUUUCCCUGUUUUCCUGCUUUUCUCUUAAAUUUUCUUUGCUAUAAACCUCACGGAGCCCGAGACCUUUCCAACGAAUGCAAAACCGUGGAAAUCGGUUCGUGCGUUCUGGAGUUAUAGCGUCAGGAAGGAAAACCCGAAUUAUAUUUAUAUUAUAGAUGGACUUGAAGUAAUAAAUAUAUUAGUCUUCACUCUAUGACAGACUGUAUACAGCUGUAAUAACAGCGCCUAGAAAGAUAGGUAUGUGACAUUAAUGUCUUCUCUAGUGUUUCAAGUGUCCAUGGGCGACAGCGAUUGCUUACCAUCAGGUGAUCCGUCUGCUCGUUUACCUAAAUCUUGAAUGCCAAUCUUUUAUCAUUAAUACUCAACCUAGCUUCAGUCGGAACGGUAAAAUCAGUUUUAAUAGCUAUUUAUUUUCGUACAAAACAGGUUUUGAAUAUCACGAAACUGCACAGUGAUAAGGCCACUUAGUUACAUAUGCAAAUUAAGAGUUUGGGUUAAUUAAAAUUGUGUAUAAUUAGUGGAAUCAAUUUGGCAUUUUAUUGUAAAAGGAACUGCCUUCAUAAUCGCAUAGAAGUGACGUUUUUUUUAGAAUUUCUAAAGUAGACAUUUCGGGGCACAGUCUCACUUUAGACCGCGGAGAAUCCACCACAGUUGGGGCUCAUUAGGGCUGAUGCUUGAUCCGGAGCUGCGGACUACCUACCCGGUUUACCGGGGCUCCGACUCGGAAAGCAGGAGUAGGAACGGGGUGGUUUAUAUCACACUUCACACUAAUAGAUAAAUGUGAAAGUUUGUUCAAAUGUUUGUCCAUCAAUUAUUAUCCUACGGGAUGGUGAAACUGCUGGCAGAAGCUAGUAUUUACUAAAUGCUUUGGAAAUCGGAAGAUAAACACAUAAUUAUUUAAGUAUACAAUACACUUUUAAAAUUAAUGAGUAUUCACUGUAAAUACUUGACUAGCGACCCGCCCCAGCUUCGCAUAAGAGCAUGUGUGACAUAUUAUUAUACUUGUAUUAUACAUAUAAACCUUCCUCUUGAAUCACUCUAUCUAUUAAAAAAAACGCAUCAAAAUCCAUUGCGUAGUUUUAAACAUUUAAGCUUACAAAGGGACAGAGAAAGCGUUUUGUUUUAUACUAUGUAGUGAUGUUAUGUGUUUCUAAACAUUCUUAAAUAGGUUUGUUCCACAAUAUUAUUCAUUUUAGUGACUGCAAAAACAUAAGAACUCAUGUUUACGUUAAACUGACAACCGCUUUAAAGAGGGUUGUCAAAAAUAAUGGCGCCAAUUUUGACAGCUGUCAAAAUAUAACCCGGAUUGGACGUUUUGUAAAGUUUGAUUGCAAUUUGUAAAUCAUUAUUAAUUAUUUAGUUAUUUAGAGAGGUGGAAAAGCUUUUUAUGUUUUGAUUGGGGCUCAGAAUUAAAUAAAUACCUAUUCUGUUUAUAACUGGCCCAAUAAAAUAUUUACAUCUUAUGCUUUAACUCUCUAAUCCGGAGCUGCUACCUACCUGGUUACCGGGGUCUAGCUCGAAAAUUAGGAGUAGGAACGGAGUAGUUUUUAGUCAGUAAGAGUCUGACACUCCCUCUCGCCUCGCUCAAGACGGGAGAAGUCAUUGGAUAAUUUACCUCCCUCAAAAAAGCUUCUGAGAAUAUUUAUUUUUCACAUUUCUCUAACAAUUGUAUAAGAAUAGUUAUCAUGAUAUAUUGUUAAAACAACAUAGAAACAACAGAUUAGAUAUGUAACGUUUACAAGUUUAUAAACAUCAAGUAAACUUGUUUAGUCUACAUUUUUCAGCCAUAUUGGAUAAAUACUUAUAUUGUUUGUGUAUUGCGAAUCAUUAUCUAAUCUGUUUGCUAAUAUUCUACAUUCUGAUUGUUAUAUUUAACAUUGCAAUCAAACUAAAAACAUAUAAAGGAUAUACAGCACCCUCAGUAUGAAUUUGCUUUACGUUUAAAGUAAUCGAAACGAGAGCGCGUUCGGCACUCUGAUUGUCAAAGUCAAAAUUAUUUAUUUCAAAUAGACCAGGAAGGCACUUCUGAACGUCAAAGCAAAUAUUACAAUAUUUAAAAAAAAUGUCUGUCUGUCGGUCAGUCCUCUAGUUGCUCUAUUUGCUCGUUCCAAAGUGUAGAUUCCUAUGGAGAAGAACGAGCAAGAAACUCCAUAGGUUAUUAUUUUUCAAUCAGAUUCACAAUACAAUACUUGGUUACAUUGUUUUGUUUGUUGUCAAAGUCAAUGUCAAAUCAUUUAUUCCAAUUAAACCAUAUACUUAUUUACAUACUUUUGAAACGCCAAUCGUCAUUGGUUAGUUUAUUCGAGCCGGCCAAUUAGAAUAUGAGAGUUACUGCCACACUCAGAGUCAGUUAAUGGUUACUUAACCCAGUCCUUAGUAAUUGUUUUCAAUACAAAAUCGUUACUAAGGAAUAGUUUAAGUAAUCAUUAAACGUCUCUGAGUGCGGCAGAUAGACUACUUUAAAUAGCGUAAAGCAAACUCAUACUAAGGGUACGGAAAAUACUCGAAAGUUCGCAAUAAUAAUUGUCAAAGUGACAGGUGUCAUUGUUGACAGGAAUGUACAAGGCUUUGAAUGGUUGUUGUGAAAAUGUCAUUUUACAAAUGCGUUUGGAUGUCUCGAAAAUGGUUUUAGAAGAAAUUGGUCGCUUUUAUUAAUAGGUUUUCAAACUUAUUUACAGAGAGAUAAAAUUGUAAAUAGAUUGUAUGUAUUCUCUGUUAACGAUUGAAUUUUAAUGUCAUCUAAGAUUGCCCUGGCGUAAAAUUGUUUGUAACCAUAUUAGUGUUAAAUAAAUAAAUAAUACAAAGUCUAUACAUAUAAGUUUUUAAACUGACAUGGUCACUAACACUAUCAUUAGAACUUGAGACGAGAAAUUUACCAUGUUUAUUUAUGCCUAUGAGUUUUUGAUAUUUCGGCACUGUUGCAAGCGCCAUGAUCACGGAUGAACUCAGUCAUCAAUGUAUUAUUAAAAUCUAUAGAAAUAAUAAAGAAACAAAACCGAAUUAUUUUCCACAAAAUAUAAUAAUUAUAGAGUAAAAAAGUUUACAAACUUUAAGCUCAAUAAUCAACCUCUGCUUACUCCUUAAAGGAAUUAAAGUAUGAUGGUUUAUCGAUUUUUUUUUAUUAAAUAAAUUAAUACACAAGUUCAUGCAACAGGUUUACUGAUAUUUUUUUUAAUCAACCAUUUUUUAAAUGAUGAAAAUGACAAGUGAACCAGUUGGCUCAAUCGGCGCUGGAAAAUAAAUUCGGUGGCGUUUCUUUUUUAUCUGUGUAAGGCGGGAUAAACAUCAAAGUCAAAGUCAAAUAUUUUUUUAUGUUACAGUGACAGUAAACGUAUGUGGAGAUUUGUAAAAUGACAUUUUCAUUCUUUUUUUUUAAUACUUACAUAAAAUUACUGAAAAAAAAUUAUGUAAGUCUCGAAAAGAAGAAAAAAUAUGAAAUAUUUUUCAGUAAAAUGGAACAACACGAAUUUACAUUUUAUUUUUGUAAAUGAAAUCUUCUAUAAUAAGCGGAAUAACCGCGAAUAGCGAUUUCAUUUUCAUAUAAAAUGAAAAUGGAUGUUGAAAUGAAAUAAAUAAUUUUGGAUGUUGGAUGUUCAUGUAUGAAAGUGGAUGACGCUUAAAAAGGUGUUCACAGGGUAGCUAAAUGAGAUAAUAAAUACUAUUAAAUGUUUAUUUCGAUAAAAUAAUAGUUCCAUGUUAUUAUAAUAAUAGUUCGUUUUAAUAAUAAUUGCCAAUAAUGCGAUUUUUUAGAUUAUAUUUUUGUUAUAAAAAAAGUCGCUCUGUAUAAUAUGUCUCGACCAUCGUGCCUAAUAUACUGGUGUAAUAAAUAAUACAUUUUGUUACAUUUUAAUUUUAUUAUUUUCUCUCUUAUAUUGUAAUUAUUAUUCCUAAAUAAUAUAUUGUAUAAUUUAUAUUAUUAUUCUCGUUUUAAUAAUUAUUAUUUCUACAUAAUAUCUCAGAAUAUCAGUGGUUUUAGCUCGACAGUUUUUAUCAUUAUAAUAGUAAUAUAUUAUUUCUUUUAUAUUAUUAUUAUUUUAAACUAAGAAAUGAUGAAUGUCAACUAAAAAUCAUGGUUUACUCACGUAUAUUAAUGGAGAAAAGCUUUGAAGUUUCAAGUCACAGAGGGACUCUUCAUCAUGAGCAGCGUGCGCAGACGAGUAGAGCUUUUCUCCAUUAAUGUACGUGAGUAAACCUUGAUUUUUAGUUAAUUUAGUAUGUCUCACGAUAGUUAUUAUAAAAAUAAUAAUGUUGUAUGCCAGUAAUUUAUUUAUGAAUGGUUACUAAGUAAAAUAAUAGUACUUUUUCUACCUUUCUUAUUACUGUAUAGUUUAAAAUAAGGUUGUAAAGAAUUUUUAAACGCAAGAACUGAUUAUUAAUGUUGUGUUUAAUAAUUAAAUUUAAGGAGUUUAUUUUUAAAUUUUAUUUGUUUUUUGUAUAAAAUUGUAUAGAAACUCACUAAAAGGCACGGAUGACAGAAUAUAUUUUUUUAUAAUAUAAUAAAAAAUAGUAUCGAUUUAUUAA